UAUCAAAUAUAAAAUAAGAUUUUAUUUUUUUACAAAAGAGAAUAUACGAAAUGAAUUGUUCAUGUUUAAAAUAUAAUUCGUUCAGUAUCAUAAUCCUUUAGUUCCUAAAGUAUCGUUUCAGAUGGCGCCAGGUUACAGUUCCGCAUCGUUCACUGUUUCCUUUUCUCUCCGCAAAUCCGUGGUGGCGUCAAAAGCUUUGCUAUUUCAUUUGUAUUUACAAUCCAUCGUUUAGUUUACAUUGUUUAUCGUGUGAUUCGGUCGAAAAGUUUCGUCGAAAGUGUGUGAUAGAAAAUAGAAUAUAUUGUUAGUUAUUAUUAUAGUUUUAUUAUUAUUUAAUAUCUUAAUUGUUCAUUAUGUCGAUUAUACCAUUAUGGCCGAGUUUACGGCCAAGAAUAACGGAUCCUUUGUGGUUCGACGCUGAUAGUCCCGUUGACGAAGAAUCCGAAGUAACUGCUUUGGAAGCGGAACAUCAAGCAUGGAGAGAACAUGUCCGUGUACAAGGAUACGAUCAUAUACCGAUCGGGAAGACAGUUAGUGACUUUAGAGGAUCAGAAGAAGAAGAAGAGGAGGAAGAAGAAGAAGAGGGUGACGGUGAGGAAGAAGAAGAGUCGGACACCCAUGAAGAAGAAGAGGAAGAAAUAGAUGAAAUAGACAUGGAAGUUAGCUACCCUCAUCAACCUCAAAGAUCUAGUCCAACGGACACAGUGACAGAUCCUGUGUCCAUCAGAGUGGUCAACAGUGUCAAUGCGCAUACUCCUCGUUAUACUUAAUUAAGAUAUUGCAUUUCCUGAUUAACGCGACCGAUCGGCUCUUUUAGCUCGUACGUCCCGUUUAAUUCCUAACUAGGAUGGACAAUUAACGUAAUAGAAAAAGAAAACGAGUAAAAGAAAAAAAAGAAAGGAAAGAAAAAAAAGAAUAGAAA
Molecule: messenger RNA, 922 nt
Organism: Vespa mandarinia (Asian giant hornet)
Lineage: Eukaryota; Metazoa; Arthropoda; Insecta; Hymenoptera; Vespidae
Biological process (GO): regulation of mitotic cell cycle spindle assembly checkpoint
Cellular component (GO): anaphase-promoting complex
Source: RefSeq, a predicted model, not a curated record